Eruca vesicaria subsp. sativa (arugula) is the source of this 837-nucleotide messenger RNA. The record is from the annotation of a GenBank genome assembly. NCBI's taxonomy places the organism in Eukaryota, Viridiplantae, Streptophyta, Magnoliopsida, Brassicales, Brassicaceae.
AUGGCUACUUUAUGUAUUGGUUCAACUCAUAUUUAUCAUAAUUCUCUUUUAACUACUUCUCAAAGUCCUCGGCGUUUGGCAUGGACAUCAAUUACUGCUACUGCUGACACUCUUCGAGGCUCAGCAAACUAUCAGCCUUCUCAUUGGGACCACGAAUUCCUUCUUUCACUCAAAAAUAUAUAUGUGAGGGAAAAUAGUGUGAGACAUAGAGAUUUUCUAAGAGGAAAGGUGAGGAAGAUGCUUGAUGAGACGACGACUCGCCUUGAGAAACUUGAGCUAGUUGACAAAUUACAGAAGCUUGGGGUCUCAUAUCAUUUUGAGUGUAAAAUUGACAAGAUUUUAGCGGAUGUUUAUCAUAAUAAUGUAAGAGAUUGUGGCAAAGAAGAUUUACAUGCUACCGCACUCGAAUUUCGACUCCUUAGGGAACAUGGUUUCAAUGUCUCAGAAGGCAUAUUUGAUGUGUUCAUCAACAAAAUAGAAGACCGUACGUUCAAGAGUGGUGAUAUAAAAGGCCUCAUUUCUGUAUACGAAGCAUCCUAUCUCGCGACAAAGUUGGAUACUAAAUUGCAUAAAGUCAUUAGGCCUUAUGCAAACCAACAACUAAGAAAAAUCAUUGCUAGUCCUGAUCAUCAUAUUUACAAUACAGAUGCCCUUGAGAUGGCAGUCGAAGCACUAGAGAUGCCUUACCAUUGGAGAAUGAAAAGGCUAGAAACAAGAAGAUACAUAGAUGCGUACAACAAACAUGAUGUCUUGAUCGAAUUGGCCAAGAUCGACUUUAAUAUCGAGAAGAAGAUCCUAAUAUCAAAAGGAAAGAGGAAAAACAAAAAGGAAAACUAA